GUGCUUCACUUACUUCUCAUCAACGGGGUUUACCAGGCGUCUCUGCAGGGGCGACUCGACUACACAAAGCUGUCUGCAACGAUGUGGAAAAUACAGGUGCUGGGAGCCGCGCUUUGCAUCUUUACGGUUUCCUCUGAAGUGGUACCCCAGGCAGACUUCAAUGCACAGGGGAUGGCAGGAAAAUGGUACCUGGUUGGAUUUGCCACCAACGCUGAAUGGUUUGUGAGCCGCAAAGCCAGCAUGAAGAUGGGCACCGCCAUGUUCACCCCGACUGCAGAUGGAGACAUGGAGAUCUCAUACGCCAGUCUCAGUUCUGAUGGUUCUUGCUGGAGGAUGAACAACUUUGCCAAAAAAGCCGAUGUGCCUGGAAAGUUCACAUACACAAGCCGUGGGAACCACAAUGACAUGCGCAUGAUUGAGGUCAAAUAUGAUGAGUACGCUCUGACUCACACCAUGAAGACCAAAGCUGGAGAUGACACUGUUGUCACCAAACUAUACGGUCGUGGAGCGGACCUUAGUGCUGAUCUGCUCGAGAAGUUCAGGCAGUUUUCCUUGGAGAAUGGCAUCCUGCCUGAAAAUAUUGCUUUCCUUCCUAAAAAUGCCGAGUGCCCAGCUGCCUAGUUGCUCCCUGAUCAUCGUUCUACACAAAUCCUGUUUCAAGAUCUUAUUACUUGUUGUGAAUAUUCAUCGAGUUCACUUUCUACUGAGUUUAAAUUUCUUUGCUCUUUCAGUUGUAUUAUUUCUAGUCUUAAUGCCACCAUACACAAUAUAACGCUUGGUUUCACUAUAAAAUGUUUUGAUUUACCACUGUGUUUGUUUUAAGACUUAUUAAAGGAUUGGCUUUUAAUAAAAAUGUCGGGAGUUUUUCUGCAAACAGA
Cheilinus undulatus (humphead wrasse) is the source of this 878-nucleotide messenger RNA. RefSeq lists its product as uncharacterized. Lineage: Eukaryota; Metazoa; Chordata; Actinopteri; Labriformes; Labridae. The transcript is spliced from 7 exons. The record is from RefSeq and is a predicted model, not a curated record. Gene Ontology annotation, molecular function: small molecule binding. The coding region runs from base 82 to 621 and encodes 179 amino acids.